ACAUCCGGGGGUAUCCUCCGCUCUCUCUCUCUCUCCUCAGCGUCCCGCAUAAUCGACAGCAGCACUAGCCUCCGCGAGGGUGACAUCGCCGUGUCAACGGGCCGCAGGUCCAAGACCUGCUUCGCCAAGAGCUGCCAGUGGGCCAAGUCUGUGGACGGACACGUGUACAUCGCCUACCGCAUCGCACCGCAGUACACCGAAGCAGAGACAAAGGUCAUCAAGAAGGGGAUGGAGAACAUAGAGAAGGGCACCUGUGUGCGCUUCGUUCCGCGGACACACCAGAGAGACUACCUGGACAUUCAGUCCAAGUCAGGGUGCUGGUCCUACCUGGGAGUCCGCGGAGGUCGGCAGACCCUGUCGCUGCAGAGCCCUCACUGCAUGCGGACCGGAGUGACCUCCCACGAGCUCAUGCACUCUAUGGGCUUCGUGCAUGAGCAGUCCCGCGUGGACAGAGACAAAUACGUCACCAUCAUGUGGCCGAAUAUCUACAGAGACCGUUUGAGGAACUUUGAAAAAUUCAAGACAGACAACAUGGAUCUGCCCUAUGACUACGGCUCAAUCAUGCACUUUGGAAGGUACGCUUAUUCUGAAGUCGGUCAGCCGACAAUUAUGCCCAAAGACCCCAACGUUCGGCUGGGGAUGGGCUCGGCCCCAAGCCACAUCGACAAGAUGAAAAUCAACCGCCUUUACAAGUGUGCUGAUUUGGAUGAUUGACCACCAGAAUGCGAUUGAGCCUGGGAAAAAUGCCUAUAAGAAAGUUAAAUCAUGCGACAUUUUCAAUAAAUAUGAAUUCAA
Gadus macrocephalus (Pacific cod) is the source of this 795-nucleotide messenger RNA. It is a transcript of the gene hce2l2, whose product is annotated as high choriolytic enzyme 2-like 2. Gene Ontology annotation, biological process: proteolysis. The record is from RefSeq and is a predicted model, not a curated record. NCBI's taxonomy places the organism in Eukaryota, Metazoa, Chordata, Actinopteri, Gadiformes, Gadidae. Gene Ontology annotation, molecular function: metalloendopeptidase activity; zinc ion binding. The annotation marks the transcript as partial. The transcript is spliced from 6 exons.